Messenger RNA from Eleginops maclovinus (Patagonian blennie), 5137 nucleotides. It is a transcript of the gene tut4, whose product is annotated as terminal uridylyl transferase 4. The transcript has 30 exons. Bases 217 to 4704 code for a protein of 1495 amino acids. Lineage: Eukaryota; Metazoa; Chordata; Actinopteri; Perciformes; Eleginopidae. Gene Ontology annotation, molecular function: nucleic acid binding; RNA uridylyltransferase activity; zinc ion binding. The record is from RefSeq and is a predicted model, not a curated record.
CCCACAAUGCAGCGGGGUGAUGUAUUAACAUGGCGUCAAUGCUUGCUAUUUUGAGCAGGGCCGUGGGAUUUGAAAAACAUUAUAUCGAACAGAACCAUGGAGGCAGCUAAACAAUAAUCUAAAAUCAACUUAAGAGCCUGAAAGCUUUUGCUGACCUGUCAUCGUCCUCAGCGUGGUGUUGACUCCACCAAGGGCAAGAGAAGCAGGACAGGAGGGAUGGACGAGUCCAGAAGUCCAGCAAAAAAUAAACCGUCUCAACCGAGAGUACCCAAAGCUUCAUCCGCUGAGAAGUCUAAUAAAGAGGCUCCUACGCAGAGAGAGGCUACCAAGUCUGCAACCCGCAGCAAAGAAAACCUCACUGCUACAAAGGAUGAACAUAAUAUAGGCAGUCAGGGAAGCCGUGGGCCAGGCAAGACUUUCACAGACAUUCCCCAGGACAAGAGGAGAGGACGGCCCUCCAGGGUAACAAGACUGACUGGAAGAACAAGUUCGGGGGAGAGGGGGAAAGGGAAAGCUGCAAGCUCGCAACAGAAGCUGGUGGCAAAUGCUCCGGACUCCAAGGUGUCUAUUUCUGCAGACAACAGCCCCUUGGCAAACAGAGAAACCAUCUUUCCUGUAGGGCCUGGGACACGUAAAAAAGACCUCACAGAACAGGCCAGAAGCUCAAGUGCAACUCCAGCAAAUGAUAAGUCCUAUGGGGUAAAAGCUGCUGUGUUGAUGCAUCAGCCUGUUGAAGAGGUGAGGCCGACUGUUGAAGAAGGGCCCCUAACAGAACAACAGCUGGGCCUCCGACAGGCCGAAGAGCGCCUCUACAGAGACUACAUCCAUCGACUGCUGAAACAGUCCCCCGAGUACCCAAACUAUCAAUACUUAUGCAAGCUGUGUUCCGUGCACAUCGAGAACAUUCAAGGAGCACACAAACACAUCAAGGAGAAGAGACACAAGAAGAACAUUAUGGAGAAACAGGAGGAAAAUGAGCUGCGGGCCCUCCCACCCCCCUCCGCUGCCCAGCUGAGGGCUUUAGACGCGGCAGUCCUGGAAACAGCUACGCAGUAUGGCAUCUCAGAGGAGGACUUUGAAGUUCGGAAAGCCUUGGUCAUCAAGAUGGAAGAGAUCAUAAAGAAGCACCUCUCAGCUUGUGCUCUCCGUCUGUAUGGUUCAUGUCUUACCCGAUUCGCCUUCAAGACGAGUGACAUCAACAUCGAUGUCACCCACCCCUCCUCAAUGACACAACCUGAGGUCUUGAUUCAAGUGCUGGAAAUCCUCAAGAAAAGCUCUGAGUUUUCUGAGGUGGAAUCAGAUUUUCAUGCCAAAGUUCCUGCUGUGUUCUGUCGAGAUGUUAGCAGCGGCCUGAUGUGUAAAGUGAGUGCCGGUAAUGACGUUGCCUGCCUCACCACCAAUCACCUGGCUGCCCUGUCUAGGCUGGAACCCAGAUUGAUCCCUCUGGUGCUGUCCUUCCGCUACUGGGCGAGACUGUGUCACGUUGACUGUCAGUCUGAAGGAGGCAUCCCCUCGUACUCCUUCGCCCUCAUGGUCAUUUUCUUCCUGCAGCAGAGGAAACAGCCCAUCCUCCCCAUCUACCUGGGCCGCUGGAUUGAAGGCUUCGAUGUGAAACGCGUGGACGAGUAUCACCUAACUGGAAUUUCGCUGGACUUGUUUGUCCGGUGGGAGCGCAGACCUCCGAGCUCCACGGACAACCGAAACGACACCCGAGGAGAAGGCAGACCCAAACCAGAACAGAAAAAAAUCGAUGACUCCCAUUACUCAGAAGGCUUGGCAUGUCUCAUCUUGGACUUGGGUAAAGACGUGACGCUGGGUCAGCUGUGGUUGGAUCUCCUCCGUUUCUACACACUGGAGUUUGCUCUUGAAGAACACAUCAUCAGCAUCCGCCUGAAGGAGCUCCUCUCUAGGGAAGGGAAGAACUGGCCUCGCCGCAGGCUCGCUAUUGAAGAUCCUUUUGCCUUGAAGAGGAACGUCGCACGAAGCUUGAACAGCCAAAUGGUGUUUGAGUACCUCCAGGAGCGCUUCCGUACGGCUUACAAGUACUUCGCUUUGCCUCAGAGAAGGGGCUGCGGGGGCCGCCAGAGAGGCAAGAAGGCAGGCAGGCAUGGAGCAAAGUUAGAGCACGUUGACAAGAAGCAAGAAGAUGAGAAAGUUGAAACGGGGUUCAAAGAGGACGAGGAGCCGGACAGUGACGAUGCAGAGGGAUCGGAUCCGUCCAGAAAGAAGACUGAGAAGAUGUUAUACGCCAGACUCACGGACAUGGUUUUAAAUGAAGGGGACAAACCUUCCCUCUCCCCCAACGGCCUGCUGGACAGUGACAAUGAGGGAGAGGAAGAAGAAGAGGAGGAGGAGGAAAUAAGGUUUUCAGAUAAAGAAGGGCCGGUUCUACCUGAGGAUCUUCACUAUGUGUUCGAUAAGAUGAUUUUCACUGGUGGGAAGCCUCCAACUGUGGUGUGCAGCAUCUGCAAGCGAGACGGCCACCUGAAGGACGAGUGUCCUGAAGACUUCAAGAAGAUCGAGCUGAAGCCCCUGCCUCCGAUGAACGAGCGAUUCAGAGAGAUUCUCGAUGGGCUCUGCAGAUUGUGCUUCUUUGAAUUGUCUCCCACACACGUGGAGCAGCAGAAGAGGGAGCAGAUCCUCUGCAGCCUGGAGAGGUUUAUAAGGAAGGAGUACAACGAUAAAGCUCAGCUCUGCCUGUUCGGCUCCUCUAAGAACGGCUUUGGCUUCCGCGACAGCGACCUUGACAUCUGCAUGACUCUGGAGGGCCAUGACACUGCAGAGAUGCUGAACUGCAAAGAGAUCAUUGAAGGACUUGCGAAAGUGCUUAAAAAGCAUACAGGUUUGAGGAACAUCUUGCCUAUCACAACAGCUAAAGUGCCUAUUGUGAAGUUUGAACACAGACAGAGUGGUUUGGAGGGAGACAUUAGCCUUUAUAACACCCUGGCUCAACACAACACCAGGAUGCUGGCUACGUAUGCCGCCCUGGAUCCACGCGUGCAGUUCCUGGGAUACACGAUGAAGGUCUUUGCAAAGCGCUGUGACAUCGGGGAUGCAUCCAGAGGAAGCCUCUCAUCUUACGCUUACAUCCUGAUGGUGCUUUACUUCCUGCAGCAGAGGCAGCCGCCAGUCAUUCCCGUCCUGCAGGAGAUCUUCGAAGGUAACACUGUCCCGCAGCGCAUGGUGGAUGGCUGGAAUGCUUUUUUUUGUGAUGACCCUGAGGAUUUGCGCCGACUUCUGCAGCCAAACACAGAGUCUGUCGGAGAGCUGUGGUUGGGACUCCUGCGCUUUUACACUGAAGAGUUUGACUUCAAAGAGCAUGUCAUCAGCAUCCGCCAAAGAAAACGCCUCACAACCUUUGAGAAACAGUGGACCAGUAAAUGCAUUGCUAUCGAAGACCCCUUUGAUUUGAACCAUAACCUCGGUGCUGGAGUUUCACGCAAAAUGACUAAUUUCAUCAUGAAGGCCUUUAUAAAUGGGAGGAAGUUGUUUGGGACUCCAUUCUACCCCAUCCCUGGCACUGAAGUGGACUACUUCUUUGACUCGAAGGUGCUGACAGAUGGCGAGCUGGCGCCCAACGACAGGUGCUGCAGGAUCUGCGGGAAGAUCGGCCACUACAUGAAGGACUGUCCUAAGAGACGCAGGAUGAAAAAGAAGGAAAAUGAAAAAGACGAAGACAUAAAAGAUGAGGAGCGGGAGCCAAAGGACAGGCGUUGUUUCCAGUGCGGGGACAUGGGUCACGUACGGAGGGACUGUCCUGAGUACCGCCACCUCAAACAGAGGACCGCCGGAGCGCCAGCGCCUCACAUGGUACGAAGUGUGGUGAGCUCCCAGUCCAUCCCCAUCCCAAAGACAGCUGCAGACUGUCCCGGGAGGACCAGACAGCCCUCUGAAUGUUCUGACAGUCGGCAGACUCCGCCCUACUCCCCGCAGCCCACUGCUGUCCCUCAGAGUUCCUCCAGCUCCCCGCAGCCCUCCCACAUGAAGUGCAGUCCUGCUGGUCCCCAGAAGCAGCCCGGAGGUCCCCCCCUCUCUGUUCCCCCUCUCUCUCUGUUCGGCUUCCCCCCCGCCCAUACAGGCCAGUACCACCCGGGGGCGCUUAGCGCACUGGGGCUCCUUCCCUCGCACCAGUCCCAGGGGCAGCCUCACCACCCUGUCCACAUCUCUUCCACCUCCUGGCCCAUACACGGACCGGUCCUCACCACGUCCUCUCCCAGCGCCCCCUCCCCGCCCGGCCUCAAAUUCGCCCUGCGUUCGGCGCCGGGUAACGGGAGUCCAACAGGCUCAGGGGGCAACGCCGGCCCCAUGAACCUGAACGACCCCAGCAUCAUCUUCGCCCAGCCGGCAGGGAGGCAGAUGGGCAUGGGGCCAGGCCGGGAGGGACACUGGCACAACCAUUUGGCACAACCGGGGGCACUCAUGGGCAAUGGCACUGUGGUCAAGACAGAGUCAGGCCACCCCGCCCAGUUUGUCGGUGUGAACCCGGGCUCUCGGAUAUGGGAGCACAAUAAAACUCCGCAGUACGCCCUAUCUCCAUCCUGGCCCUACAGGAUGCCCCAGAACUUCAUCCAGCAGGGCAACGGAGGCUUCCAGCCUGGAAAACCCUUCGGCCAAGGGUCCAUGGUGCAUCCAAAUCCAAACUUCCCAAUGGUCCCCCACGUUCGACAUCCAGUAAAUUUGAAUUUCAUCCAACAAAAGAAGUAAUCUUGCAUUUCCUUUUUAGUUUCUUGGUCAGUAACAAAACAAAGCAAAGUUAUGGACCCUACCAAUCAUUUGAUGAGACGGAUUUUUAAAAGGAAUAGUUUUUUCUCAUUUUUGUACAGUUUUUAUGUUCUGUGUCAUGACAUUGAUUUGUGAUACAAAUGUCAAAUAUUUUAAUACCCCCAUUUUUGAGGGGGUCCAAAAAAGUGUUUUUAUUUUAUGUGUAAAGUAAGGAGGAAAAAUAUAAACCUUUAUUUUUAUUAGCUGUAUUCAUACUUUGCUUGCAAUAUGAAGGCUUUGAAUAGACAUUUGUUUUAAAAACAAUCUUAACAUGUCACCCUAAGUAUGUAGUGCCAAAAGCAGGGAUAGCAAGAAAAAAGGGAAAAAAUCUUAAAUACAAAAAAAAAUACAAAAAAAUAAAGAAAAAAGCAAACAA